GUUGUGCAGGCUAGCGCAGAGGCGUCACUACACAGUCGAGCGUCGAAGCUGCAGUAGUGGAGUGAGGGGAAGUGUGAGAGAGAGAGAGAGAGAGAAAGAGAGAGAAAUCUGCAGGCGGAGCGAAAAAAAGCGGCGGCGGCGGCGGUGGCGUUGGUGUGGGUUAUGGACGAGCUGCCACUGAUGCAUCAACGAUGGAGAUGACGACCGGCGAUUUUCCCUGCCGCCUGUCCGGCAUACUCGGCUGCCUCGUACUCUCCGUACUCUACGUCGGCAGCCUCUACGUCUGGCGUUCGCCGCUCAACAGGGACCACCCGAGCGUUAUUAAAAGACGAUUCUUCAGUGUGUUUAUAACGACAUUGCUGUCCCCAUUAGUUUUGUAUUUUGGAAUUAACGAGAAAUUUUAUCAAGGAGCUACACUGUGGGAAUUGUUAGGACUAAGAUGGACUGGUAUAAUUCAAGCAAUUAUCAUACCACUGUGUCUUACAAUGGUCCUUUUUUUGGGCCCGCUUUAUAUGCAGGGUCUUAAUGGCUUGUGGCGACUUUAUGUAGAGCCGACGUACUGGUUGGGUAGUGUGCGAACCUUGGUCUGGUGGAGAAACCAAGUAGUAGCACCGCUUUCCGAAGAAUGGACGUUCAGGGCCUGCAUGCUGCCGUUACUGCUGCAAUGUUUCGGGCCGACGACUGCCAUUUUUAUAUGCCCACUUUUCUUUGGAGUGGCCCAUUUUCACCAUCUCAUCGAAAACACGAGAAGAGGGAUGACUUUUAAAACGGCUUUGUUGAGAUCUUGCUUUCAAUUUUCAUUCACUACGAUUUUUGGAGCAUACGCGGCAUUUUUGUUUGCCAAGACAGGUCACUUUUUAGCGCCGUUCACGGCUCACUCCUUCUGCAAUCACAUGGGUUUCCCUGACCUUUCGGAGGUGGUUGCCUACGAGGAUCCUUUAAAAAGAGCGAAGCUCUUCUCGCUCUUUGUAAUCGGACUGGUAGCCUGGUGUUUGCUACUUACGCCCAUGACAAAUCCAAGUUGGUUUAGUAACACAUUAUUCUGGCAGAAGCAUGCCAUAGAAUAAAUGAGAUAAAGCGUUUACUACUAUGGCGCCUAUCAAUCUGUCUUUUUUAUAAAACGCAAAAUAACGAUUGCCGAGUUAGAAUGCGUGCUUUUAAGUCGGCAUUUAAAUAAGCACAGUUACCUAUUUACUGUAAUUAACUAACUUAUUAAAAACAAGUGCUAAGGACUAACAGACUGUGCAAAGAUAAUAUUUUACGGUCUGUUAAAUAGAGCAUUAACUUGACAAUUAGUCGAAACCAGAGAAUAGAAUUAGGUAUUAAAGUAAACACCGCUGUGCCUCAAUUGAACAGAAAAAGAGAAAAAGACUUAUGUGAUUUGCGAUUUCAGAAGCAUAUAAUAUCAUGAUACAUAGACAAAAGGUUGUUAGUCUUGCCAAAUAUUGUUGUUGUUCUUUUUGUAAUAAUGUAUGCAUUAAAUCAAGCAUCUGUGCAUUUUGAAAACUAGACUCUAUUGAGAAGAAAUAUUAAAUAUACUAAUUGUAUAAUACUGAUUUUUUUGCUAAUAAAUUUUUUGGUUGACAACCAUCACAAGAUUUUAAUUAUUUCGUGUAACUUUGCAUUGUGCUAGGUAUUAAAAACACAAUCGUUUGGAAGUAUUUACUUUGACAAUUGUUGUAUUCGAUAUCAUUUACAAAGAGAUUACUUAAUAUUGAAAGUCCCAUUAAACAGUAUUACUGAUUUAGAUCACAGUGAUAAUUAUUGUUAUAACAAUAAUGCGAUUUCAUAAAGCUCGAACCUUUUUCAAACAUAACGAUAUUUAGGAAUAAUUAUUCAUCCCUCGACAAAAUUUUAUGUAAUUUGUCGAUUAUACCUAACUGUAAACUCGACAGUCGACAGCAAUGUAAAAGUCUUAAAACAUCAAACUUACGUUCCUAUGUACAUAUAAAAAUAAACGCAGAGAAAUAAAUGCAAA
This is a messenger RNA of Nasonia vitripennis (jewel wasp), 1978 nucleotides long. RefSeq names its product CAAX prenyl protease 2 (gene Sras). The transcript is spliced from 6 exons. Gene Ontology annotation, cellular component: endoplasmic reticulum membrane. Gene Ontology annotation, biological process: CAAX-box protein processing. NCBI's taxonomy places the organism in Eukaryota, Metazoa, Arthropoda, Insecta, Hymenoptera, Pteromalidae. Gene Ontology annotation, molecular function: metalloendopeptidase activity. Bases 192 to 1067 code for a protein of 291 amino acids. The record is from RefSeq and is a predicted model, not a curated record.